Molecule: messenger RNA, 279 nt
Organism: Macrosiphum euphorbiae (potato aphid)
Lineage: Eukaryota; Metazoa; Arthropoda; Insecta; Hemiptera; Aphididae
Source: the annotation of a GenBank genome assembly
AUGGAUGGUUUCGACGCUGUGUGCUUGUCAUUGAAACAGAAGAUAAAAAGUAUUGUACCCGUUUAUGGUAUCUCUGUCGAUGUAGGAGCUGGCUUCUACAGGCAAUUGUUCGAUGAAGUUAAUACGUUGGUUAAAAUUAAAAGAGGAUCACACAGCCGUGUGGUUAUGCAUGGUAACACAAAUUAUGGUUUUGUUAAGCCACUCAAUGGCGAUCGUAGACUUGGAACAAAUCAAGUACAAAAAAAAAAAAAAAAAAAAAUGGGCCUUUCAUCUAACUGA